Molecule: messenger RNA, 888 nt
Organism: Papaver somniferum (opium poppy)
Lineage: Eukaryota; Viridiplantae; Streptophyta; Magnoliopsida; Ranunculales; Papaveraceae
Exons: 3
Coding region: 1-888 (295 amino acids)
Source: RefSeq, a predicted model, not a curated record
AUGACUGCAUCCGAUCAUUCAUCCCCAAACUCUCCAGCUCACAACUCUUCCGGAAAUCCCACACAAACCAAUGAAACCCACAUCAAUCCUUCAGGAAAUCCUAGAACCCUAGACCCUUACAUAAUUCAUCCUAGUGAUAACCCUCCAACAGUGUUAUCUUCUCCUCUUUUGCAAGGGGAUAAUUAUGGUUCCUGGGUGAGAGGAAUCACAAAAUCCUUGAAUGCUAAGGGUAAGCUUGGUUUUGUUGAUGGUUCUCUCCCUCCCCCAACAGAUGCGUUGCAGUUUCAAUGUUGGAAGAGAUGUGACGACCUUGUAGGCAGUUGGCUUCUAAACUCCUGCCAACCAGACAUCAGGGCUAGCUGUUUAUAUGCCCCCAAUUCUCAUGCUAUCUGGAAGGAUUUACAGGUGAGGUUUUGUGUUUCCAAUGCUCCGAUUCUUUUCCGUUUAAAGUCCUCUAUUGCUUCCAUCAAACAGGAAUCCAUGCUUGUUUCUCUCUACUAUACAAAAAUCAAGACACUGUGGGAUCAAUAUGAUUCCCUGGUUGCUUCUACUGAAGCUUGUAUUUGUGGUGCUGGAAAGCACAUGAUUGAGAGACUUGAAAGGGAGCGUGCCAUGGAGUUUCUGCAGGGUCUGCACGACAGACUUGGUCAUGUCAGAGACAAGUGUUAUCGACUUCAUGGUUUUCCUGCCACCACCAGUAGCUCUCCAUCUCCGGCUAACAGCAAUAUGCAUCUCACUGCAGCAACUGCAGUUACACCAGCUGAUGCGUCUGCCAUUCCGCAUGCUCUUCCGACGCUGUCUGCUGACCAAUAUGCACGUCUUUUGGCCUUAAUCAACCCUGCGCCAGAAUCUGCACAGCUUGAACCUCGUUCCAAUUUCGCAGGCUAG